This is a messenger RNA of Arxiozyma heterogenica, 1713 nucleotides long. RefSeq names its product putative GTPase MTG2 (gene MTG2). NCBI's taxonomy places the organism in Eukaryota, Fungi, Ascomycota, Saccharomycetes, Saccharomycetales, Saccharomycetaceae. Gene Ontology annotation, molecular function: GTPase activity; GTP binding. The record is from RefSeq and is a predicted model, not a curated record. The transcript has a single exon. The coding region runs from base 1 to 1713 and encodes 570 amino acids. Gene Ontology annotation, cellular component: mitochondrion.
AUGGUAUCACACUGUGUGGGAAGGGUACAGGCAACCAGACAUUUAGAAAGAUCAGUAUGGUUUGGUCAGUUUCGGUGGAUUCACAGGAGUAGAAACCCACCAGAUAAUGCACCCACAUUGAAUGAAAAUGACGAAUGGUUAAAUCGAUUGAAUCAGAAUCCCUAUAGUAAUGAUGAUACGAUUCAACUUACUUCCACUAGAAAUCUGUUUAAAUCUUAUAAACCUGCUAAAAUGAUCGAUUUUGAAAUAAUGGAAACCAACGGCAGAUAUGGCAAUAAUAUUAAGAUUACUAGUCCAUUGUUGAAUUUCAGUUCGAUGAAUUAUUUGAAGCAACUUGAUAGACAACGGAAUAAAGAACAACUGUAUCGUCAAGGGAAUUUCCAAGAUACCAAGAUAAUUUGCUGUAAGAGUGGGCAUGGGGGAGACGGCUGUGUUUCAUUCUUUAGGGAUGCGAAUAGAAGAAUAGGUCCACCAGAUGGUGGAGAUGGGGGUCAUGGUGGUAGUAUAUAUAUUCAAGCAGUGAAAGGUUUAAAUUCGUUGACCAAAUUAAAAACUCGGUAUGUGGCACCUGAUGGUCGAUCAGGACAAGCGGGUCAAUUGGAUGGAGCAAAAGGGAAAGAUAUAUUGAUUAAAGUACCUGUUGGUUCCACAAUUCGUUGGUGUAUAGAUCCUAAGUUGGUAAGAGAUAGAAUUUCCCAACGUCUAAGUUCUCAAUUAAAUGUUUCAGCCUUAUCAGUAUCAUUGAGAAAUAUUUUAAAGGAUGAAGAAGUUACACUGGAUUGUAUAAAGACAGAUUCACAAAUUUCCCCGAAUAUCAAGCUUUCAAGAGAAUCUUAUAUUGGACCUGAAAUUAAUUCUGUUCCUAAAGAUAUUUCUCCAAAUUGGAUCUUUAAAGAUAAAACAUUAGAAUACCAUAUGGAAAAACAUUGGUUUGUAGACUUAAAUAAUAAGAUGAAACAAUAUGACAGAAAUUUAUUAUUUGAAGAAAGAAAGAACGAUGUAUUCCCAUUGUAUGGUAUUGAUCUUGAUGUAGACACAACUGGACCUAUUAGAUUAUUAAAAGGUGGACAAGGUGGUUUGGGUAAUAUGCAUUUUCUAACAAGUAUGAUUAGAAACCCACGGUUUGCAAAGAAGGGUAGACCCGGGCUGGAAUGUUGGUUUCUUGUAGAGUUGAAGAUUAUUGCAGAUAUCGGAUUAAUUGGAUUUCCUAACGCAGGGAAAUCUACAAUUUUGAAUAGAUUGUCGAAUGCCAAACCUAGAAUUGGGCAUUGGGAAUUCACCACAUUAACUCCGAGUAUCGGUACUGUAUCAUCAGGAAUCAUAGGCGCAGAUGAUACUUUUACUGUAGCAGAUAUCCCUGGAAUAGUCAAGGAUGCACACCUAGAUCGUGGAAUGGGAUUAGAUUUUUUGAAACAUAUCGAAAGAUCCACAUGUUGGUGCUUUGUUCUAAGUUUAGAGAGUAAGGAUCCUUUACAAGAUUUUAUGAUAUUAAUAGAUGAAGUCGGGGGUAUUGGGGGCGUCAAGAAGAGGGAAGUUCUUGUGGUGGCUAAUAAGGCAGAUCUUACAGAGUCCGCCGAUACUAUUGUUAGAUAUGACAGACUUUCUCAGUUCUGUAAUGAACAUAAUUGGGAUAUCCUUCCUAUUAGUGCAUUGAAGAAUCAUAACAUAGAUUUGUUAGUACAUAAAAUGAGAAAAUGCGUUACAACUAUGUAA